CUCAGCUUGACCUCGUCUACUAGAAGGAAGGCAGAAGGCAGAGCCAAGUUCUAGUAGAUAGAAUUUCAAAGGAAGUAAAGUAGUCAGCAGAGCGCGUCUUGCGCGCCGAGGCGAACUGAAUUGACUGAAAUCGGAAGAGCCUGCCACCAGUCCAGACUUGCUCCGGCGAUGUCUCCACCUAGCUUCUCCUACUCGCAGUCGCCGCCGGUCGCGUAUUAUUUUCCGGCAAUCAUAUGUUCGGUCAUAUAUCCUUCGCUCCCCUGCCGUGCGUACGUCGUUUCAGCCUCUACAAGUAGUUCCAAGCCAGCAGUACCUCUACUACCCCCCCUGACGAUCUCAACCAGCAACUCAACACCGUCGCUUUCGUUCCAUUCCUACGUAUCUGUGGUUGUGGUUGUCGGCUUGUCGCUGCAGCUGCACUCGCCAUACCAUAUGACAUGGCGGAUUCCAUAGCCGGAGCUGUGGCGUCAGCCCUUGCGCAGGAGAUGGUGAGCAGAGCCGUCUCCCUCGUGCUGCAGGUCGGCCUCAAGCGCGAGGACAAGGCGCCGGCGCCGGCGCAACUGCAAGCCCAGGCAGCAGGUGCUGCAGGCCACAACGCGGAGCGGCUCAAGAUGGCCGUCAGCCAGCUGGAGUUCGCCUUAGAGAGGACCGGGAAGCUGCCCAUCACGGACGUGUCACUCCUUGACCAGAGGAAGAUGUUCAAGCUCGCUUUCAUCGAGGGCACGAGCCUGCUCAUCACCGAGCAGCGGCUGCGGCGGCAGAGCACGCAAGCCCGCCACCAGCACGAGGAGGUAGAAGAAGAAGCGAACCACCAGAAAGGCCAAGCGAAGCCGAAGCGCAGGCGACGAUGGGUUCUUGCGGCCAUGGCGCGCCCGUUCCUCACCUCCUCCUCCUCGUCGCCGUCGUCGUCGUCACCCUGCAUCGACGCCGCCGUCGUCCGGAGGUUCGAGUGGAUGGCGGACAGCGCGGGCAGGUUCGUGCGGGACGUGGCCGAGUCCGGCAGCUCGCUGCGGCACUGCACCUUCUGCAACCCGGUCGUGAGGCGUCUCCUGGAAGGCAAGCACCUCAGGUACGAGGCGGAGCAAGGAGCCGUGCUGCGGUUCCUCGACCUCUGGCCGCUGUGCGUCGAAGGCCGCGGCGUGGAGACGAUCCUCGAGUACGGGUACGAGGACCGCGGGGCGCCGGAGAAGAACCUCCUCCUGCACAUCGUGCUCCGGCUCUCCGAGAGCAUGGACGUGUUCGGGACGGCCAUACGGUGCCUGCAGGCGAUGGCGUCCCAGCUGAAGCUGCUGGUGAGCGAGGCCGCGGUCGGGGAGCUCGCGCUGCUGGCUGCGUCGGUGGACAUGUGCCGUUCCAGCGCGCCUCCGUGGGCUCGCAUCGAUGAAGGCGAGUACGCUAGGGCCAGCCAGGCGUUCCGUCGGGAUCCAGUGUGUUGCAGAGACAGAGAGAGAGGGCAGCAGCUAGGACGGCCUCGGGCUACCAGCGGUGGUGGCGUCGCUGACGCUGCCUCGUCGCCGGAGUUGUCCCGGAUAUUGCCGGAGCAGAUCAUCGUGCUGGCGUUUUGGUGCCGCGUUCCGGCGGCACCGGGGUGCGGCUUGUUGCCUACCAGGCCACCUCUGAAGAUGACGGUUUUCUUCUCGCCCCAUGCGUGCUGCCAUGAUGCAGAAGAGGAGAGGAGGAGCAGUUGGGCGCUGGACCUUUCUGCCGGAGAGAAUGGCAACCCACUGCUUAGAGAUGUUAGCGUACAGCAAGUCGCUGAGAUGGUAGGACCCAAGGCACUUGAUCGUUUCUUGCGCCAGCCACACCUGGCAGUAUAUGCAAUCACCUGGGGCUCUGAACAUGGCAAGGCCAUCUUUAUCCUGGAGAGACCAAAAGAGCAGGAUCAUAGAAGAAGAACCGAAAGGAAUGCAAACCGCAGGCACAUGAAAGAAGGCCAGUUGCAGGUAGUGAGGUAGGUCGUUUCUGUUUUGCUAGCUUGCCCCAUCAGGGCACCGAGUGUGUAUGUGUUUCUGACAUGGAAAGAAAAUUCGGGAUUUCUUAUCAAAAGGAGAAUUAGAGUAAUGUGUUACAAACUCACAGUAGACGUGUACCUCCUUUGUUUCCUAGUGCUGCGAUGAUUUGUAACAUGUACGGUGUAUGUUAACUUGUGCUCCUCCUUUUAUUACUUGUUCUAGAAAAUCGACUUUGCGUCUUUGAACCGCGGGAUGGGAUGGGAGUGCUUUUGCUAGUAAAGUUUGAUUGACCCCUUUUAAA
Zea mays is the source of this 2253-nucleotide messenger RNA. RefSeq lists its product as uncharacterized. The transcript has a single exon. The record is from RefSeq and is marked validated. Bases 438 to 1955 code for a protein of 505 amino acids. NCBI's taxonomy places the organism in Eukaryota, Viridiplantae, Streptophyta, Magnoliopsida, Poales, Poaceae.